Adineta ricciae is the source of this 1326-nucleotide messenger RNA. The record is from the annotation of a GenBank genome assembly. Lineage: Eukaryota; Metazoa; Rotifera; Eurotatoria; Adinetida; Adinetidae.
AUGACUGCUGAUCUUUUCAUUAGAGAAGUAUUUUACAACCAACCAAAACUGUCUCCAGAUGCAUGCUGGAAUCCUGAUGGAAUCACAUUUGCAGUUGAAGCAGCAAUCGACUGGAAAUCGAGCAGUCUUUUCGUCGAAAGAAGCAAUACUGUCUAUGUACUUAAAAUAUGGAAGGCAGAUGUUCGAGAGUGGCGUGAGGGUAGCACGACUGUGACUAUCUUUGGUAAUUGGUUCAGUCUUAAGGGCCUUUUUGUUUCAAUUGAUGGCGACAUUCACGUUGAUAAUGACUCUAUAGAUCAAGUAGAGGAAUGGACCUUGGAUGCAAGGAAAAGUGUUAUCGAAAUACAGAUCAUUAGUAGUUGCUGGGGAUUAUUUGUGGACAUCGCUAAUUAUCUGUAUUGUUCUUUGUUCAACGGACAUCAAGUUGUGAAGCAUUCACUCAAUGUCAGUAUGAAUAUGGAAACUGUUGAUGUUGUUGCGGGUAAUGGCACUAAAGGGCCAGAUUCCAAUAUGCUUGCAACUCCUAAGGGAAUAUUCGUUAGCAUUAACUUUGAUUUAUACGUAGCCGAUUCGGAGAAUGACAGAGUCCAACUGUUCAAGUUUGGACAGCUAGAUGGAAUAACUGUAGCGGGAAGGGGUGUAUCAUCAAACAUUUCGCUCUAUUGUCCAACAGCCAUUUUUAUGGAUGCUGAUGAAUACUUAUUCAUCGUAGAUCAAAAUAAUCAUCGCAUUAUCAGAUCAGCACCUGAUGGAUUUCGCUGUUUAGUUGGAUGCUCAGGUGUCCAGGGCGAAGCCCCUAAUCAAUUAGCUUACCCAUCACCCGCCGCUUUUGACAGGUACGGCAACAUCUUCGUCGCUGAUUUGAAUAACAUGCGAAUUCAAAAAUUUAUUCUAGUGAACAAUACUUCCAACACUCCAUCAAUCGUUCAAUCGAUGUACUCAUCUGAGCUGACUGCCGACAGUCAAAUGUACUUAAGACAUGGUAAAAGAGAAGACUAUUACUAUGAAGCUAUACAGGUGAACUUCGUUGACAGUGGCUGUUACAUUCUUGUCAGCAAUAGCACAGUCGAUACAUACGGCUAUCUCUACACGAACAAUUUUAAUCUGUUUAAUCCGUCUAAGAAUUUAUUCUUACAGGAUGACAACCUCGGUGGUGGUGAUCAAUUUAAAUUCACCUCUUAUCUUGAUAUCAACACUACAUACAUUUUGGUUGUGACAACUUCUGCUUCAAAGAUGCAAGGAAACUUCUCAAUUUCUGCAUCUGGCUCAAAUAAAAUCACUCUGACUCGCAUCAGUGAGUAUCUGCAAUACCUACUGAAUAAUUAG